GGGAGUUGAAGGCCAAAACAUCUGGGGACCCACAAGUCGAGAACCACUGCCUCAAGGGAGAAACUGUGGCAUUACCUCCGAAGUUAAAAAAUUGGAAAAACCAAACUCUUCCUUGAAAAGCUGUGAUUGUCUAGACAUGUGGGGGUUAAAUCUAGGGCAAAGGAGGGUAAAAAUAGAUGGGAGGGUCCAAUGUGAAAGGUUUGGAACCCCUCCCCUUAUAUAUAAAACAAAGACUCCGCCUCCAAUAUGUGGCAUUCAGUGUGUGUCCACACCAGGGUAGAAUUGGCACCAUGCUCUCCAGAUCAGCCAUGCACGUGCCACAUUAUGCCCCUUCCAUGUUCAGGGAGUUUGACAGAUGGAAGGGCUAUCUGAGCCUUGCGAAAGUGGUUACGGAGAUCAUCGCGGAACGCAAGAAGGUCCCAUUUCCAUCUCAGAGUUGGGACACAAUGGAGUACGACAUGCAGCUAGUCCUCAACGAGGACAACUUUGAAACAGCAUCACAAUGGGUUAAUGGAAGCAGUUCCAGCAGCAAGAGCUCCAAAGGUAGUGCCAAUGGCCAGGCUUCCCAAAACAAGGAGAUUUGCAAUUUCUGCAAACACAACGGGGAAUCCAAGCAGGUCUAUUCGUCCCACCGGCUGAAGGGGAUGGACGGCACCGUGGAGUGCCCCAUCUUGCGCAAAUACACCUGUCCGCUCUGCGGUGCCACGGGCGAAAAGGCCCAUACUUUAAAAUACUGCCCACUGAGCCAAGGGAAGAGGUCGCUGUAUCGCAAGUGCGGACGUAACUCGGCUGGACGCAAGGUUUGGAGAAUGGAAGCCCAAUUCUCUUAGACUACAUUUAUGUGUCAGUUGCCUAGUGUGAUGAUUCAUGGGCCCUGCAGUCCUAUUCCUGACAGUAUUGUGGCAGAUGAGGAGGAAAAUAUGGAGUUUUCCCCAGAUUUCCGGUCGGAGUCAGAGCCUUGGCAGCUGCCUGAAGUUCUAGUCCAAGAACCAAUUAAACCUGACCUUGGUGGGAACUCUCCCCCUUAUGGGAGAAAACAGGCUUACACGACUGAUAGAGGAUCGAGAGAAAAAUUUAGAAGUAGUGCUCGCCUUGCUGCCAAAUAUGCCACUGAUUAGAAGUAUUUCCCCUGAGAAAAUACGGGGAGUCUUGCACCUGCAAGCUGGUUUCCUUCGCUCCCUGUUCUCUAGGGAAAGUGAUUGUUGUUUGGGGAAACGAGACCCAAUAUAGGGAAAUUGCGCGAAGGAUUCCUUGCGGAGUCAAUUCGUCAGCUCCUGGAGAGAGAUCAUGUGUGUGUGGACUUCGAAUCCUGUUCCUUGCCUCCUGAAUCUAGUUCCAAGCCUUGUCCUCGUCUCACGGAUUUACCACAGAUCUUGUUCCAUGCUUCAAGUUGCUUUGCCUUUAGCCACAGCUCCAGCCACGUUCCAAGUAACUUUCAGCCUUGUGUCAAGCUUCAUUGGAUUCAAGACUUUUUCUGUUUUCCCAACGCUUUGCUUGGCAAACCGUGUGUUGCGGUUAUUGGAUUAUAAUCUUUGGACUCUAAUAUUUCAUAUUGGACAAUAAUCUGCUGGACUAUAUUUGGCCUCAUUUGAAAGGUCUGCUUCUGAACUUUAUUCUACACUUGUUUUUAUUGACUUUAUAUAUUCCUUUAAUAAAGAUAUUAGAUAGAAUCUGGCCUCAGUGUAUGGUUAUUGGUGCCCAGCAGCCUAGAUCCUGACACCUUGUAUCAUGCUUUUUUAUACAUAUAAUCAUGUUUUUUACAUAUGUAAUAUCACGUUCCUUUGACAUAUGUAAUUGCCUUAUAUCAUAUUUUAUAUUGUGUUUUAUAUAUGCAGUUACUUUACAUGUUUCUUUUAUGUAUGGAUGUAUAAUUUUUACAUGUUUAAUUAUAUUAUUUGCAACUAUAAUUGCCUAAUAUCAUGCUUCUUUUAUAUAUGCAAUGACAUCAUGUUUAUUUAACGUAUAUAAGUGCCUUAUAUCAUGUCCGGGUUAUCAUGUGUGUCUCCAGAGGGAUGCAGCCCUAUCCUUUGCAGGGAAAAUAUAGAAAUAUCUUCUAAAUGGCUACUGUCUAGAAUUUUGUUUUGUAAAGAAAGGAAAAGUUUAUAUGCUAUUGGAAAGAAAGAUACUAUUUUAUGUUUAAAUUUUGGAAAGGAAUAGAAUUGGUUAUUAUUACUGUGGUCUAACCUUCAAUUGUUUGCAAGUUGUUCUAAAGUUUGGAUCAUAGAGUUUAAUAAACAGAGUUUAUGGUUUUGGCAUCAAAACUGUUCAUGUUGUGCUUAAAUGGGAUUGAAUUUUCUUUAAUUUGUGGCCCAUAAUAGGCUGGUUAUAAGCCUGAUCUGGAAGGCAGCCAAGGCAAAGACCAUUGAGCUGCUGAACUUGCAGACUGAAAGGUCCCAGGUUCAAAUCCCGGGAGCAGAGUGAGCGCCCGCUGUUAGCUCCAGCUUCUGCCAACCUAGCAGCUUGAAAACAUGCCAAUGUGAGUAGAUGAAUAGGUACCGCUGUGGCGGGAAGGUAAUGGCACUCCAUGUAGUCAUGCCGACCACAUGACCUUGGAGGUGUCUAUGGACAACACUGGCUCUUGGGGUUAGAAAUGGAGGUGAGCACAACCCCCAGAGUCAGACAUGACUGAACUUAACGUCAAGGGAUACCUUUACACACACACACAUGCAGGGACUACACCAAUUUAACAAAGUUUCAGCCACAAAAACAAAGUUUCUAAAGUAGAGCAAUGACUUUCACAGUAAAGACAACCCAAUUUAACAGGAAAUAAGACUUUCAAACCAGGAACAGAUUUCUGCAAUUAUUAAAAAAUGGUUCAUUAUAAAAGCUAUGAAAAUUUGCCAAAAAUCAGAGGAUAAGGGAAACGUUCCACAUUUUGGUGAGCUAUCAGUGUUAAAUGUGUUCUACCACUGUACCAAGUUUGAAGAAGAUCACUCAAAAAAUGAGGGCGGGAGAGCCCCCUAAGUCCCCCCCCCUUCGGGCUGUUUUUGGGCCACCGCGCAUGCGCGUCCGCCAUUAACGAAUUAAUUUAGAAAAUAACGAAUUUUCGUUAAUUUCGAAAAAUUUUGGGGGCAAAAUUCGUUAUUAGCAACAAAAACGAAAAACUGCCCCCUCUAGUUUUGAAACGAGUUUAGAAUCAAAUUUUUCAUGGAUCGA
Molecule: messenger RNA, 3156 nt
Organism: Anolis carolinensis (green anole)
Lineage: Eukaryota; Metazoa; Chordata; Lepidosauria; Squamata; Anolidae
Product: nanos homolog 2-like
Exons: 3
Coding region: 177-830 (217 amino acids)
Biological process (GO): oogenesis; negative regulation of translation
Cellular component (GO): perinuclear region of cytoplasm
Molecular function (GO): zinc ion binding; mRNA binding
Source: RefSeq, a predicted model, not a curated record